Hippopotamus amphibius kiboko is the source of this 495-nucleotide messenger RNA. RefSeq lists its product as uncharacterized. Lineage: Eukaryota; Metazoa; Chordata; Mammalia; Artiodactyla; Hippopotamidae. The record is from RefSeq and is a predicted model, not a curated record. The transcript has 2 exons. Bases 1 to 495 code for a protein of 164 amino acids.
AUGAACUGGGAAGUAGAGAAGGUAAAAGAAAUCCAGGGAGAAGAAAUGCCCUCAGACCAGUGUGUUAAAUCUUGGAAUGACCAUGAGAUUAGGAGUUGCCUACAAGAAUGGGAACGCCUUGAAAGUGAAGAGGUAAAGAAGAACUAUCACAUAACAUCAAGAAUAAUUGCCAGGCAUCUCAAACAAAGGGGCAUAGAUAAGGGCAGGAGAAAAUGUCUCCAGAUGCUAAUAAAGAUGCAGGACUUAUACUGGACCGUUCAUGAAGCUAACCAGAGGAUAAGGGGCGAACCUUUGCCAUGUCCUUAUGGAGAGGCCCUUCACAGGAUCCUAGGACACAGAGGGGAGGACAAGGACUUCUCAGAAGUGGCUGACCUCCCACCACCUGAAUACCAGCCCCCCACCUGUGCCAUCUCUGAUCGCUUUGAGGAGCUGCUGUGGGCUCCCCCACAUAUGAUCUACAUAGAGGAUCCUCAGGUACCAAGAUGGGAGCCCUGA